AUGGAGUUUAGGGUUUUGGAGAAGAAAGAGAGGUUCUUGUGGUUUUCAAGGGAAAGGGACUUACCUUGGCCUAGAAAAGUUUUGGCCGAUGGCCGAUGGAUUUUGUCGCGGUCGAGCGAUUUGGUCGGCCAAAAUUUGUUUUGGCCGAGAGAUUUCGGCCGAGGCCGAGCGUUUGUUUCCCGGAUCGACCGUAACGGUCGGUCCGUUCCGAUACGCGAAUCCGGCCGAGCGCAAACCGUUUCUUGGGGCUCACGUCUCAUAUGGUCUUAA
Molecule: messenger RNA, 270 nt
Organism: Microthlaspi erraticum
Lineage: Eukaryota; Viridiplantae; Streptophyta; Magnoliopsida; Brassicales; Brassicaceae
Source: the annotation of a GenBank genome assembly